GUUUUGUCCGAGCGCAUAAAACAUUCAAGUCCAAAGCCUUCGACGAUCGCGUGAAUCUUAAGUAAAAAUAUUUAACAAGCUAUUUAGAAAGUAAUUAUAAAUUUAAAAUCUUUAAUUUGUACAUAAAAUACAGAAGAAAUUGUUUAAAAACUCGUGUGCAUUUGAAUAGAAGUGAGAAUUUGAUAGAAAAGUUUCUGUAAAAUUUUCAAGUUUUCAAAGAUGAAUCCCAAUAACCCCAGCCAAUGGCAUGUUCAAUUUCAACACGGCGGAACGCAAUAUGGGGCACCGGGUUCAACAUCUUAUACUCCAGCACAAGGAGCAUAUAAUUAUGGAACUCCUCAAAGAGCUCCAGGCUACACUGAUCAAUCAGCCAGCUACGCAGCAGCAUCUCAAACUUAUCCUCCUACUCCACAACCUACAUAUGAUUACGGAUAUGGACGUCCCGCACAAACUUACGACACCACCAAAACUUAUUAUCAACAAGCAAGCGCAAGCUACGUCGCUGCUCCUAGUUAUGUCGACCCAAACGCUGCUAAAACUUAUGCACAACCACCGACUCGUGCUCCAAUUCCACAAAAAGUAACACAAUAUUCAGCACCCGCAUCAAUGGCGGCUGCUAAUAAACAGCAAACAACAAAUGCUCCUUCAGCUGCUUAUUCCAACUAUGACAGUGCUUUAUAUUCAGCAACUGUUUACAUGGCUCAACAAAAUAACAAAACUCCAAAUCCAAAUCAACCACAGCAACCUGGAUGGCAGAAAAAAGGAAAUCCUUUCAAGCAACGACAAAAAGCAGUUAACGCUAAUAAAGUUCAACAAGUUCAUUAUUGUGACGUUUGUCGAAUCUCUUGUGCUGGACCUCAAACUUAUCGUGAACAUUUGGAAGGGCAAAAACAUAAAAAACGCGAAGCAUUACAAAAGGCACAACAAGAUCCACAAACACAAUCUCAAGGCACAGUUCGUGGCUCUAAUUUAAGAUGUGAAUUAUGUGAUGUAACAUGUACUGGAAAUGACGCUUAUGCAGCACAUGUACGAGGAUCUAAACAUCAGAAAGUUGUGAAGCUUCAUACAAAAUUGGGAAAACCAAUUCCAUCAUCAGAGCCAACACCGAUUGGUGUUACAAAGGAAAAAGAUGGCGAGAGUGAUGAUGUUCCAGUUGGUGAAGAUAUAAAGCCUGUUGGUGAAGAAUAUAUUGAAGAGAUGAAAGAUGCUGAUGGAAAGAUUGUCACAUUUAAUUGUAAAUUAUGUGAUUGUAAGUUUAAUGAUCCAAAUGCAAAGGAAAUGCAUACAAAAGGACGUCGUCACCGCUUACAGUAUAAGAAGAAGGUUCAACCUGAUUUGAUUGUUGAUGUUAAGCCGACACUUCGUCAACGUAAAAUGGCCGAAAGAGAAAAACAACGUCAACAAAUGCAAGAAGAAUUUUGGAAUCGUCGUCGUGAUGGAGGCGACAUGGAUGAUGAUGAAAGAAUUUAUUGGGAAGAGAGACGUCGAUUUGAAGAAGAAUGUGGUGGUGAUGGCCAACCAUGGGCUCGUAACUUCCCGUUAAUGCGUGGUGGACGUGCACCGCUCAUAGGAUUUCCAAUGUUUAACAACGUUCGUCGUAUGGAAAGUCUUGAUGAUCGUCAUGUCAUUGCACGUCACGCUGAAAUUUAUCCGAAAGAAGAAGAAUUGCAAGCUAUUCAAAGAAUUGUUUCUCACACUGAACGAGCUCUCAAGUUGGUAAGUGACGCAAUGACUGAAAUAAAACCGAUUCAAGACGCACCACCAAAGCAAGAAGAGAACAUGGAAACUCAACCGAAUGCUGUUGAAAACGAAAGCAACAAAGAUAAUAAUGUCAAUGCUGAGGACAAAACUUGUGAAAAUAAGGAGAAUGGAAAUCAACAAAAUCAAAUGAUUUCAUUCCAAAAGGAAACUGAAGGCACUAUUAGACUGUUGAAAGGAGUUAUGCGAGUUGGAUUGCUUGCAAAAGGUUUGUUGUUACAAGGUGAUAGUGUAGUGCAGCUUGUUGUUUUAUGCGCUGAAAAACCAACAUCGGCAGUAUUAAAACGUGUCGUCAAUGAACUUCCCAUACAGUUAAAGAAAAUCUCUGAAGAACAAAAGUACACAGUAACAAUGGCACCAGUAGAAGGAGCUGUCUUAGUCAGUGAUGGCACCAUUAUUGUGAAAGUUUCUUUAACAUCGCCAUUGUUGAGAGAACCACCAGCUGACACCACCGCUAGUACCGAAACUGUUUCAAAUUCUGAAGAUCUACUGCCGAAAGAACCAUGCUUGCAAGCACUUGCGGCACUACGUCAUUCAAAAUGGUUCCAGGCUAGAGCAACGGGGCUAAAUUCUUGUGUUAUGAUCAUGAGAAUCAUGCGUGAUAUGUGUCAACGAAUUCCAACAUUCACGCCACUGAAUCAAUGGGCAAUGGAAUUGCUAACGGAGAAAAUAAUUUCAUCGGCUGGAAUGCCAUUAAGUCCUGGAGAUUGUCUACGUCGUGUUAUGGAAGCAAUUUCAAGUGGAAUCUUAAUAGUAGGCCCGGGCUUAAUGGAUCCUUGUGAGAAGGAACCUGUUGACGCUCUCAAUGGUUUAACUAAACAGCAACGUGAAGACAUAACAGUGACAGCUCAACAAUUCUUACGUUACAUUGCUUUUAGACAGAUACACAAAGUUUUAGGAAUGGAUGCACUUCCAAUUCAGAAAUAUCAAGGAAACCGUCCGUGGAAAUUCAAUGCAAGCCGCAAACGUCGUCGCUCUGGGACUGAAACGUCAGAAGGAGAUGGACAAAAAAUGGUUAAAAAAGAAGGUGAAAAUAAUGUUGCAGAAGCUGCUGGAGAGAAGAUGGAUACUGAAGCAAAAUAAGCAUUCUAUUUAUUAUCAUAUUUUCAUUCAAAUUAUCUCUGACACUAUGCAAACAAUGAAUUUAAUCUUAACUAUGAAAUAUUCCUAGAACUUGUGAAACUGAAUUAUAAUAAUAAUAAUAAUGGGAAAAUCAUUAAUCAGAAUAAAAAAGAACUUUUGUCAAUGAUAAACAAUAAAUUUCGAGUUUUCCUUUCUGUUUAAAAUUCUUAUAAUUUUUAACGGAAAAUUUAUAUUUAAAUUGAAUUUCUU
Clunio marinus is the source of this 3090-nucleotide messenger RNA. The record is from the annotation of a GenBank genome assembly. Lineage: Eukaryota; Metazoa; Arthropoda; Insecta; Diptera; Chironomidae.